Molecule: messenger RNA, 1228 nt
Organism: Periophthalmus magnuspinnatus
Lineage: Eukaryota; Metazoa; Chordata; Actinopteri; Gobiiformes; Gobiidae
Gene: yjefn3
Product: YjeF N-terminal domain containing 3
Exons: 7
Coding region: 143-892 (249 amino acids)
Cellular component (GO): mitochondrion
Molecular function (GO): NAD(P)HX epimerase activity
Source: RefSeq, a predicted model, not a curated record
GGGGGUUAUUGAAGUUCUCCACAUAGCCAACCAGCAUUCCUUUCAACUGUGCAAAGGGAGAAGGAAGUCUCUCUCUCGUGUGGAGCGCAUCCCUGCCCUGACUGUGUUUGACGUGCGUUUUGGUCGUGCUGGGUGAAAACAGAUGGACAAGAUGAACCACAGCUCAGCAGAGGCAGAAGUGGAGACCAUAGAGCCGCUGCGAUACCUCAGUAAAGGGGAGGCUGCAGCCAUAGAGACAGAGCUGCUGAAGGACUACAGGUUUGGACAGCAGCAGCUCAUAGAGAUCUGGGGACAGGCCUGCGCCCUCGCCAUCACCAAGGCUUAUCCUCUGAGCUCGCUAUCGAAGAAGCAGCCAACGGUCCUGGUGAUUUGUGGCCCAGAUCAAAAUGGCUCCAUCGGCCUGGUUUGUGCCAGACACCUGCGCAUAUUUGAAUAUGAGCCCACCAUCUACCAUCCCAAGCGGUCAUCCCAGAGCCUCCACCAGGACUUCACAGUGCAGUGUGAGAAGAUGGACAUCCCCUUCCUGUCAUACCUGCCCACAGAGGUGCAGCUCAUAAACGAUGCCUAUAACCUAGUGAUUGAUGCAAUGCUGGGCCCAGAGGCAGACAUAAGCAACAUUAAGGAGCCCUACUCUGGCAUUCUGGGUACUCUGAAGCAAGUCAAGAUUCCUAUAGCCAGUGUGGACGUGCCUUCAGGUUGGGAUGAGGAGGAGGCCACCCAGGACGGCAUUCACCCUGAAGUCCUCAUCUCGCUCACAGCACCCAAAAAGUGUGCUGCCUGUUUCUCAGGGAAGCAUUACUUGGCCGGACGCUUCCUGCCGUACGAUAUCCAGAAAAAAUAUGAGCUGAAUCUCCCAGACUUCCCCGGCACAGACACUCUCAUCGAAUUGUAACACAUGGGGAACCAUUAUGGGUCAACAUGGCUACUGUUUCUUUUCUCUUCACUUGUUUUGUAUUUUAAAGGUGUGGUUUAAUGUUAAUGCUGUCUCAGUUCUGUAGGUCAGCCUUUGGAGUUGUACUGCGAUGAUGUCAUAGCGCUACUUCCGGGUCCGAUGGAAUCUUGGCUUCCUUUUUUGAGUGUUAAAUGGCAUUUGUGUGCACUUUUAUCAUAUGUCUUUCUGUAAUUGUUCAGGCCUAUUAUUGGAUUUCAGUCACUGGACUUUUUCCUGUUAUGGACGCCAUUUUGAGGACUUAUGAUUUAGAUAGAAUGUUUUGUUGAUUGCAAUGCC